GCAAAGAUGCUCUAACAGGAAGCGGGUUUGAGGAGCUGCACAGCUUCCUGCCCCCGAGAACUGAGCGAGGCGAGACUGGAGAGUGCCUGGCUGGGCCACGAGACACAGCUUCAUGCCAGGGUCCUGGUAGCUUCCUGUUCCAUAGCCACUUCCGUGUGGCGGGGGCCCCAAAGGCAAGAGCUGCUGUCCGUUGCCCAGGCCACCCUCCACCUCCAGUUUGGAGCCCUGCCCCUCUGGGGCUGGGCCAAGCUCAGCAGCCAGCGGGCUUGGAUCCCAUGGGGGUCUGGUAGGGCAAAGGUCUUGGGGGACAGACUUGACUGGGCCAGAACCCUGGGGCUCCGGCCAUGAAGUCUCGGCAGAAAGGAAAGAAGAAGGGCAGCUCCAAGGAGCGGGUGUUUGGGUGUGACUUGCAGGAGCACCUGCAGCACUCAGGCCAGGAGGUACCCCAGGUGCUAAGAAGCUGUGCAGAGUUUGUGGAAGAGUAUGGAGUGGUAGAUGGAAUCUACCGCCUCUCCGGGGUCUCCUCCAACAUCCAGAAGCUCCGGCAGGAGUUUGAGGCAGAGCGGAAGCCAGACCUGCGGCGGGAUGUUUACCUCCAGGACAUACACUGCGUCUCCUCCUUAUGCAAGGCCUAUUUCAGAGAACUGCCAGAUCCUCUGCUCACUUACCGGCUCUAUGACAAAUUUGCUGAGGCAGUGGCAGUGCAAUUGGAACCUGAGCGCCUGAUCAAGAUCCUAGAGGUGCUCCGAGAACUUCCUGACCCAAACUAUAGGACCCUGGAGUUCCUCAUGCGGCAUUUGGUGCACAUGGCUUCAUUCAGUGCCCAGACCAACAUGCAUGCCCGCAACCUGGCCAUCGUGUGGGCCCCCAACCUGCUGAGGUCUAAAGACAUAGAGGCCUCAGGCUUCAACGGGACAGCGGCUUUCAUGGAGGUGCGUGUGCAGUCCAUUGUUGUUGAGUUCAUCCUUACGCACGUGGACCAGCUCUUUGGAGGUGCUGCCCUCUCUGGUGGUGGGGAGAUGGACAGUGGAUGGCGAUCGCUUCCAGGGGCUCGAGUGUCAGGCAGCCCUGAGGACCUCAUGCCCAGGUCUCUACCCUACCACCUGCCUAGCAUCCUACAGGCUGGUGAUGGACCCCCACAGAUCCGGCCAUACCACACUAUCAUUGAGAUUGCAGAACACAAGAGGAAAGGGUCUUUGAAGGUCAGGAAGUGGAGAUCUAUCUUCAAUUUGGGUCGCUCUGGCCAUGAUACAAAGCGUAAACUUCUACGGGGGGCUGAGGAUAGGGAGGACAAAUCCAAUAAGGGAUCACUGCGGCCAGCCAAGAGCAUGGACUCACUGAGUGCUGCAGCUGGGGUUAGUGAUGAGCCAGAGGGGCUGGUGGGGCCCAGCAGUCCCCGGCCAAGCCCACUGCUGCCUGAGAGUUUGGAGAAUGAUUCUAUGGAGACAGUAGAGGUUGAACAGGAGUCUGAGGUGGAGACACUGGGUGGCACAAACUCUGAGCCAGGGACACCACGAGCUGGGCGGUCAGCUACCCGGGCUGGGGCUAGCAGCCGUGCAGAGCGCUGUGCUGGAGUCCACAUCUCAGACCCCUAUAAUGUCAACCUCCCUCUACACAUAACCUCUAUCCUCAACGUGCCUCCAAACAUCAUCUCUAACGUUUCCUUGGCAAGGCUCACCCGUGGCCUUGAGUGUCCCGCCCUACAGCCCCGGCCAAGCCCUGCCUCUGGUCCUGGCCCUGGCCCUGGCCUUGGCCCUGGCCCCCCAGAUGAGAAGUUGGAGGAAAGACCAGUCCCAGGUCCCCUGGCUGACUCAGGCCCAGCUGACAUAAUUCCUGCCCUGGAGGACUCCCUGUCCCAGGAGGUGCAGGAUACCUUCUCCUUCCUAGAGGACUCCAGCAGCUCAGAACCUGAGUGGGUGGGGGUGGAGGAUGGGGAGGUGGCCAAGGCAGGAGCAGCAGGAGCAGCCUUCUCCCCUGGGGAGGAUGACCCUGGGAUGGGCUACCUGGAAGAGCUCCUGGGAGUUGGGCCUCAGGUGGAGGAGUUCUCUGUGGAGCCACCCCUGGAUGACCUGUCUCUGGAUGAGGCACAAUACGUCCUGGCUCCCAGCUGCUGUUCCCUGGACUCUAAUGGCCCCAGGCCUGAAGUAGAGGAGGAAAAUGGAGAAGAAGUCUUCUUGAGUGCUUAUGAUGACCUAAGUCCCCUUCUGGAGCCUAAACCUCUGACCUGGGAGGGCACAGGGAGUCUGGAGGAAGAGGCAGCAGGGUGUGGAAGACAAGCUCCAGGACAGGCUGAAGAAGACCAGGCAUGCUGGAAAGCUGGGGAGGACAAAGAGGCUAGGCCAGGAAGCAGAUUAGACAACAAGGAAGAGACUGAUGGGAGUCCAGAGACCAAGAUGGAGAACGGCAAAGCUAGUGAGGAAGAAGAAGAGGCUGGAGGAAGGCAAGAGAUGAUGACUAAUUUGGAUGAAGGGAUUGGGGAAGAGACAGAGGCCAAGGGAGAGAAGUCUAAAAGUCAGGAGGUUGAAAGUAUAGAGGAGGCCAAGGGUGUGCAGGAACCAAGAGAACAGGAUAAAGACAAGGAGAAGGAAAGAGAGAUUGAGAGAGAAGAGGCUAAGCAAGAAGGACAGGAAUCUCCAGUAGAAGUUGAAAGGGACCCACAGCAUGGGGCCCAGGAACACCUGGUUGCUGAGGAGACCUGGGAAGGUGAACACAAACAACAGCCUCAGGGAGGCAGAAAGGAUGAGAUCAAAGGACAGAGUGGGAAUGGGGACCACAAGGCAAGAAAAGACCAAGGUCAUGGUGAAGACUGCAGAAACCCAGAAAAAUCAGCUGAAGGAGUAGAAGGAGAGAUCAGUCAGGAACAAGAGAGUGAGGAUGGAGAAGCUGAAGGAGACCAGAGGGCUGGAGAGAACCAUUUAGAAGAGAGAGCCCUCUCUGAAGGGCCCAGUGUAGAGUCCCUGGAGGUUGACAGUACCAAGGAGGUCAAUGAACAGUCUUCUGAGAUGGAACAGGCAGCCUCCCAGCUACACCAGCCAGAAGGGGUAGAGCCUGAAGGACAGCCCGGUCCUGAGAGCUGUGAUCUAUGCCCCUGUCCCUUUGGCUCAGCUGGUGGUGUGGGCAUGCGCCUGGCUUCCACCCUGGUUCAGGUCCAACAGGCCCGCUCUGUACCAAUAGUCCCCCCCAAACCACAAUUUGCCAAGAUGCCCAGUGCAAUGUGUAGCAAAAUCCACGUGGCACCUGCAAACCCAUGUCCAAGGCCUGGUCGGCUUGAUGGGACUCCUGGGGAAAGGGCUUGGGGUUCUCGAGCUUCCCGAUCCUCUUGGAGGAAUGGGGGCAGUCUUUCCUUUGAUGCUGCUGUGGCCCUGGCUCGAGAACGCCAAAGGACUGAGGCUCAGGGAGUUCGGCGGACCCAGACCUGUACUGGGGGUGUAGAUUAUAGCCCCAAAACCUCUCCCUGUAGCAUGAUCCCUUCCCUUUCUCCUCGGCCCCUUAGCUGUCUGGAACUUCCACCUGAAGGCACAGAAGAGUCUGCCUCCCGGAGUCGGCUUAGUCUACCCCCUAGAGAGCCCCAGCUGCCUGUGCACCUCCUGUCCCCCCAGCGCCGAUCAUAUGCAUUUGAAACACAGGCUAACCCUGGGAAAGGUGAGGGGCUGUGAUUAGGACCAGAGUUCUGGGCAAAAGGGAUCA
Messenger RNA from Castor canadensis (American beaver), 3687 nucleotides. RefSeq names its product Rho GTPase activating protein 30 (gene Arhgap30). The record is from RefSeq and is a predicted model, not a curated record. Lineage: Eukaryota; Metazoa; Chordata; Mammalia; Rodentia; Castoridae. Gene Ontology annotation, molecular function: GTPase activator activity. Gene Ontology annotation, biological process: small GTPase-mediated signal transduction.